AUGCUAAAACUCCCACGUGGUAAGGCCCCCAUCCCUGUCCAACCCCAAGGUCCGGCGGUCAUUUUCUACCUGGCUGUUGAGUCCCUGAAGUCAUCGGAGGACACCAAACGCCACGCCAUUAAGCCAGGAACUGAAGGCAUUAGGAUCCAAAGUGUACGAAUGGUGGACAAGUCAGGCGUCGUGGUUCGGACCGCUAAUUUGGAGGCUGCGCAGAAACUCAAGGCAGCUGCACCACCAUCACUCAAAGCAGCGGACCCCAAAACUCACAUCCGAGUCAUCGGCAUCGAUGAUGCGGUGACGACGGAGGUGCUGGUUCAGGCCCUCGCCAAGGCAGGGGACUGCCCUGCCCACCAAAUCAAGACAAUGAGUAGCUCGGAAGGGGGAAAGCCCCCUCCUAACGUGUUUAGACCUCGGGCGUCCUUACAGAGGACCCCUCCUGGCGGUAGAUCGCAGGACGUCCCACCGAGGACACCGAGCCCACCGCAAUAUAGGACCAUAAUGGAGUCGGCGGCGGAUAUUUCGGCUAAAAUGAGCUCGUCGGAGGAGGGAGGUCCUCCCCCCAAGGAGCCGUUUGCCCCGAGGAAAUCGCUGAUGCGGACUCCGCCGGGGCGUUUCGCGGCACCUGCGCGCAGUCAGGGAGCGGUGGAUGCCGAGCUGGUGGCGUCGGCGGUGUACCGGGCGGUGGUGGCUUCACUGUCGCCCGGAGCGUCGCCGUCGGCGUGUGUUAGCGCACCGCAGCCCUCGUUGGCGCAGGUUCCUUCGUACGCGAAUAUGUUGAAACUUCCACGAGGUAAGGCCCCCAUCCCUGUCCAACCCCAAGGUCCGGCGGUCAUUUUCUACCCGGCUGAUGAGUCCCUAAAGUCAUCAGAGGACACCAAACGUACUUUGCAGAACGCUAUAAAGCCAGGAUCCGAAGGCAUUCGCAUACAAAGUGUACGGAUGGUUGGCAAGUCGGGCGUCGUGGUUCGGACUGCUAAUUUGGAGGCUGCGCAACAACUCAAGGCAGCGGCACCCCCAUCACUUAAAGCAGCGGACCCCAAAACCCGACUGCCGAGGAUCGCGCUUAGAUUCCUAAGGUCUGACAUUUCAGAAGAGGAUUUCCUAGUAGAUUUACAGAAGGUGAAUCUGUCCGACGAUCCGGAGUGGUCCCUGGAUAAGGUAAAGCAAUCGUGCAAGGUGGCCCUGAAAAAGGAGGUAGGCACGAAGUUCCUAUAUAUCUUGGAGUGCACCAUGCCAAUGCGGGAUAAGCUCAUCCGGUUAGGCAAAGUCUACAUCGGCUGGGACGAGGCGGAGGUAAGUGACCACGCAAGGGCAACUUGUUGUCUGCGAUGCCAGCAAUACGGUCACCCUGAGAAGUACUGCAGAGCGAAGGAGAUGGUGUGCGGUAAGUGUGGUGAUGUCGGCCACAAAGCUACGGAGUGUCAGGCGAAGACCCAAUGCUGCGCUACCUGUAGACGGAUGAGUGGCUCGGAGGGGGGGCCUCCCCCUUCCAACAUCUUUAGACCAAGGUCCUCCUUGCAGAGGACGCCACCGGGUCGGGCGGCGCCGUUGAGGACGCCGAGCCCGCCACCACACCGAACCAUUAUGGAGUCGGCGGCAGACAUAUCUUCGGCAGUUUAUGACGCAGUGAUGGCGUCCCUGUCUCCGGGGCCCUCGCCUCCUCCUCCUCCGUCGACCCCGAAGACGCCGGUGGCUAUGAGGGAGUCGGCGAAGAGAAUGUUGUCACCGGAUGAGUGGACCAAAGUGGUCCAUCCUAAGCGGAGGCAGCAGGCUAAGGUUAGGCAGCACGUGGUUAUUACCACGUGCUUUUUAGGUUAG
Molecule: messenger RNA, 1818 nt
Organism: Chilo suppressalis (striped riceborer)
Lineage: Eukaryota; Metazoa; Arthropoda; Insecta; Lepidoptera; Crambidae
Source: the annotation of a GenBank genome assembly